AUGGUCGCAUUCAUUGUUCCUAGCAACUACGGCGCCGUCAUUGGCGUCGCCCUCGGUGCCAUCCCCGUCUUGGGCUUCGUUCACGGUACCAUCACCGGCGGCCUGCGCAAGGAUGCCAAGGUUCCCUACCCUCACAGCUAUGCCUCCAUGGAGCUAUGCAAGGAAAACGCCAAAGCCGAGAAGUUCAACUGCGCUCAGCGCGCUCACACUAAUUUCCUCGAGAAUGCGCCGCAGACCAUGCUCUUCACCUUGGUCGCCGGUCUGAAGUACCCCGAAUGGGCUGCCGGCCUGGGUGCUCUGUGGGUUUUGUUCCGCAUUAUGUUCCUCUACGGCUAUGUGUACUCGGGCAAGCCGCAGGGUCAGGGCCGUCUGGUGGGCUCGUUCUUCUGGCUUGUACAGGCUGGUCUCUGGGGACUGAGUGUCUUCGGUGUUGGACGGGCCCUGCUUUGA
Penicillium vulpinum is the source of this 450-nucleotide messenger RNA. RefSeq names its product MAPEG family protein. Lineage: Eukaryota; Fungi; Ascomycota; Eurotiomycetes; Eurotiales; Aspergillaceae. The record is from RefSeq and is a predicted model, not a curated record. Gene Ontology annotation, cellular component: membrane; nuclear envelope; endoplasmic reticulum. The transcript is spliced from 3 exons. Gene Ontology annotation, molecular function: glutathione transferase activity; glutathione peroxidase activity. Bases 1 to 450 code for a protein of 149 amino acids.